CGAAAUUGUAAUAAGGGUUUGAAGGGGGUUCCGCAAAGUUUAUCUCCAAGAUUCCAGUUCUCCCUGGCUCUCUGAUUCUGAAUCCGAAAGCGGCCAACUUCCCGCCGCCCUGCUGAAACUCAAUAGAAGAAGCAGCAAGAUAAUUCAAAAACCUAUGAUUCGGAAGUACUUAUCUACACAGAUGAGGUGGGUUUCGGCUUCUGGGUUCCCCAUUCCACUGGCUGCCGCCGUGAUGGCUGCCGCCGGGUUGGCCGUCGCCUUAAUUAGGGACCGUAAAUUGGGCAAUGGGUUACCUUGGUUGGGUCAGGGCAAGGAUGGCCGGGAGAAAGUGCUCUUAGUUCCUGGUUUGCAGAACUUGGGGAAUAAUUGCUUUCUUAAUGUGAUCUUGCAGGCUUUGGCAAGUUGCUCUCUUUUUCAGCCAUUCCUUCAAAAGAUCAUAGAAGAUUGCGAAUCCUCUGCCAGUGAGGAUUGGAGCGAGGGGUUGCAGCUAACAGUUGCUUUGGCUUCUUUGUUAGAAGAAUUAUGUUUAUGUGGAGAAGGUAGAGUGGUGUUAAGUCCCCGGCAAGUGAUGAUAGCGAUGGCUCAGUAUAUCCAGAACUUCAACCUUACCAGCCAACAGGAUGCAGAAGAAGCAUUCCUUCACCUGUUGUCCUCUUUGAGAGAAGAAUUUUCUGAUUGUUAUCCUCCCAGCCAGAGCUCACUGGCAGAGAUUAUCAAGAGUGCUCACUCCAGGAUUGUCACUCCGAAAAUUAAUGAACUAAAAAAUGAAAAGGAAAGAUGGCAGCAACACUUCCUUGGACCAUUCGAUGGUAUUCUUAGCAGCACAUUAAUCUGCCAAACUUGCUCAUCACAGAUUUCAUUGAAUUUUCAAUUUUUCCAUAGUCUGCCCCUCUCGCCAGUUCUUGGAUUUGGUGCACCAAUAAUCGUUGGAUGUACUCUAGAGGAUUGCAUGAAGCGGUUUAUAGCUUCGGAACAACUCGAUAAUUACCACUGUGGAAACUGUUGGCACAUUGCAGCAAUAAAAUAUCUCAUUGUUAGAGGAGCCCCCGAGGCUGACAUUGAGAAGCUGACGAAAUGUACUGAGAGAGAUUCGUGUGCCUGUCGUAGGGCUUUUCAUCUGGAGAAUCUACCUUGGUCGAAUAAUUACUCGCGGACUUUGAAGCGACUUAGUAUAGCUCGUUGCCCAAAGAUCCUAUGCAUUCAUCUACAACGUGCUUCGGCUAAUCACUUUGGUGAGCCUAUCAAACUUCAGGGCCAUAUCAGUUUCCCCUUUGUUCUGAACCUGCUUCCAUUCACAUUUAGAGGGCUGCAAUCUCAAAAGCAAUACUCUCGUUUGAGCAGUCCUCAUGUGCAAUUUGAUACGGUAGUGCCAGCUUGCAUCAGUGGCCAAGAUUUAGCCGCCGAAGAAGCAUUAGUGGCAGAUAAAUUUGAAUGCUCCGAGCAAUUACAGACCAUUAUGGGAGAAGCCAAGUCGGUUGAGAUCAAAGUCAGUUUGGAGACCAUGGAGACUGAUGCAGGCUUCCCAACCGCAGACAAGGUGAAUGUGGUGUCUCCCUCGAUGUCUUCUCUCUACCACCUAGUUUCUGUCGUGGAGCACUUUGGGAGGCCAGGAGGUGGGCACUACACUGUUUACCGAAGUGCACGGUGCAAUUCCCCAGAAGAAUGCAGCAGCAGGAACCAGGAUAAGCCUUCCCAUCUGCACUGGUUCUGCAUUUCGGAUUCCCAGGUCUCGAUAGUUUCUGAGGAGGAUGUCCUUGCUGCAGAGGCAACCUUGCUCUUUUAUGAAAGAAUUGCAGAAGAAGGCUGAUUAUGUAGUAGGAUACUUUAUUCGCAGGAGGGGAGAGACCUGUUUUGUUGUAUCAUAAUUCAUAGCAGAGAAGGAUAGGCAUGGGGAUUAAAGUGGCAGUUGUAGAUUUUGAUGUUUGAGGAGACAGAAAGAAGAGGUUUCUUUUCUUUACUUUGGCAACUUCAUUUUUAUAGGGAUCUAAAAAAAAAAAAAAAAUUUGAAGGAUUACUGUAGCUCUGGCUAGUUGGGAAUGAAAAUGAUGGUAGAAUCGUAGUUUUGGUACCUCAACAUGAUGAACUUUUCUGUUUUGGUCUUCAAAUUUUGUCCAUGCUUGUUGGAUUAUUAGAUUUUUUAAUUUGAAAAGUGAAGGAUUUAUGAUCGAUUUGGGC
Molecule: messenger RNA, 2175 nt
Organism: Linum tenue
Lineage: Eukaryota; Viridiplantae; Streptophyta; Magnoliopsida; Malpighiales; Linaceae
Source: the annotation of a GenBank genome assembly